Molecule: messenger RNA, 1860 nt
Organism: Magnolia sinica
Lineage: Eukaryota; Viridiplantae; Streptophyta; Magnoliopsida; Magnoliales; Magnoliaceae
Product: scarecrow-like protein 15
Exons: 1
Coding region: 163-1632 (489 amino acids)
Biological process (GO): regulation of DNA-templated transcription
Cellular component (GO): nucleus
Molecular function (GO): sequence-specific DNA binding; DNA-binding transcription factor activity
Source: RefSeq, a predicted model, not a curated record
AAAAGCCUUACAACACAAAUCCCAUUUCCAAGACAAACACAAAAGAAAAAGAAGAGAGAGAGAGGGAGAGAGAGUUUCAUCAGCUCCGGGGCUGCUUUCUCUCGUCUUCUCUUUCUUCCAACUGCCAAAACCUCCGUUUCCAUCCUUAAAACCACCAAUUCCAUGAAAUCGCUCAUCGAAACCACCCAAAACCACUACCCAAAACCGCUUCCCUGCAAUACGACAACCGCCGCAGCCUCCAAUACAACCACGCCUCCCUGCUAUGAGCCCACCUCCGUUCUCGACCUUCGCUCCAGCCCCGCCUCCGCCGCCGGUGGGUCAGACUCUGUCUGCGGCUCCGUCCCGCUGCCAGACGACCCUUCUCUUCCCGCCGACUGGGAUUCCAUAAUCUGCUACCUGACCGACAAGGACGAUUCUGCGCCUACUCUCAGGAGUAUUCCCCAAUUUGCCCCUCCUGACACCGGAAAUCCCAAUCUCCCCCCUUUCCCACCGUCCGUCGACUGCUACGACCAGCCUCCUUUCGACUUCGAUCCGUCUCCUUUGGAUUUCUGCGGUUCCGAGCCCGCCUCCUUCGAUCGGCUGCAUCUCGAGCAGUUGAUCCGGGCCGUUGAAUCCGUGGAAUCGAAUGAAAUCCCGCUCGCGCAUGUGAUAUUGGCGCGGCUCAAUCACCAGAUCUUCUACCCUGUGGGGAAGCCUCUCCAGCGAGCUGCUUUCUACUUCAAGGAAGCUUUGGAAGCUCUGAUCGGUUCUCGAUCGCCGAUUUCGACCGCUCUCACCCCGAUCGAGACGGUACAGAAGAUCGGAGCUUACAAGGCCUUCUCCGAGCUUUCUCCCAUCUUCCAGUUCGCGAAUUUCACCGCGAAUCAGGCGAUCCUCGAGUCGACGGACGGGUUCGGGUCCAUCCACGUGAUCGACUUCGACAUCGGGCUCGGCGGGCAGUGGCCUUCGUUCAUGCAGGAGAUUGCGAUGAAAUGCAGAUCCGCACCGUCGGUUCGGAUCACGGCGAUCGUCCAGGAGGAAUCAGUCGAGACGGAGCUGACGAGGGAGAUACUAUGCAGCUUCGCUAGGGAGAUCGGUAUCCGUUUCCAGAUCGAAUUCGUCGAUCUCUGCUCGAUUCGAUUGGUCGGAGGAGAGGCAGUAGCUGUCAAUCUCUCGCCGUCGAUCUUCGGGCGGAUCGACGGGACCAGUUUCCUCCGCUUGCUCAGGCGGAUCUCGCCGCGGAUAGCAGUGUUCGUCGACGCCGAGUGUAGGCGGGAAGUGGCCGGGCCGCCAUGGUUCCGCCGGAAUUUCAUCGACGGGCUGGAAUUCUACUCAGUGCUGCUGGAAUCGAUGGACGCCGCAGCCGCCGGCAACGGCGGUGCCGAGCAGAUGCGGAGGAUCGAACGUUUCCUGCUACGGCCCAGAAUUUUCCGGUCGGUCGCAGCGGCUGGGAACAGGUCAUUGCUGUGGAAGGACCUGUUUUCCGGUGCCGGGAUGUCGCCGAUUCCAUUCAGCGAGUUCACCGAGUCGCAAGCCGCGUGCCUGCUCCGGCGGGUCCCAGCCAGGGGGUUCCACGUGGCGAAACGCCAGGCGACGAUGAUGCUGUGCUGGCAGGGGCGUGAACUGGUCGCCACGUCAGCGUGGAGGUAUUGACUUUUCAGGGACCGACGGGAGUUGCUUUCAUCCACACCGUUGGAUGAUUUUGGGCUGGUGGUUUGUUUUUGUUGGGUGUGGUUUCUCUUCUUCUUCUUCUUCUUCUUUCUAGGUUUUUUUUUUUUUUUUUUUUUUUCAGCUGGAAAGGGUCUGUUAAUUAGCUAACAUGUUAAAAAAAAAAAAAAAAAAACCAACGUUUACUUCUUGAAUGGAAUGGUAUUUCAUGUA